Messenger RNA from Galleria mellonella (greater wax moth), 2209 nucleotides. RefSeq names its product DDB1- and CUL4-associated factor 12 homolog (gene DCAF12). Gene Ontology annotation, cellular component: Cul4-RING E3 ubiquitin ligase complex. Gene Ontology annotation, molecular function: protein binding. The transcript is spliced from 10 exons. Bases 329 to 1669 code for a protein of 446 amino acids. NCBI's taxonomy places the organism in Eukaryota, Metazoa, Arthropoda, Insecta, Lepidoptera, Pyralidae. The record is from RefSeq and is a predicted model, not a curated record.
AACGUACUAAAAAAAAAAAAAAAUCAUCCGUCAUCGUCAGCAUUGUUUUUUCAUGUAGUACUGCAAUAAAAAGGAAUUAUAUAGUUGUAAAAAUAAAUCUGCGUUACACAUUACUUGAUAUAUUUUCAGUAUAAAAAGUUUACAAUAUGUGCAAUUAGUUAAUGAAGUGUUCAACUAGUAAGUUUAGAUGUACAGACUCGAUUAUUCAAAUGAAAGAUGUCUUCUCUCUAUGGAUCUACAUACAACAGAACAAAACGAAAGUGACUAGUUGACCGAGCCGUGUGGAUCGGCGAUUUUUUAGUUCCUAGAUUAAACUUCUGCCUAGAAAAUGGCGCAGACCGUGAGGCGCGCUAUCGAGGGCAGAUAUCCUUCUUGUUAUAUACCGAGCAGGAUAAAGGAAAGACGAGCCAAAGCGAGAGCUCUCAGAUUAGAACAACAACGCAAACCUGACAAGCCCGAAGACUUUGUGUGCUACUCGGACAGCGACAGUGAGGAAGAGACUCCAGCACAGCAGCACCGAAUACUUUCGACGUCAUACAACUUUGUUGAUUAUGUGCGCUCGAGGGAAAUCAUGGCACCAGAGCCGCGCUCAGUGGACCCGUCGUACGCGACGCGACACAUGCUGACACACGACAUGUUCCGCGAGACGCCCGUCAACCUGGGCAACAUGAACAAGGUGUUCUGCUCGCAGUGGCUCUCGGACCGACAGGUCGUCUUCGGCACCAAGUGUAACAAGCUGAUGGUGUACGACGUGCGCACGCGGUCGCUGGACGCGAUCCCGACGCUGCGGCCGCGCGCCGCCUGGCCCGGCGCCGACCACCAGACCGGCAUACACGCGCUGCAGAUCAACCCCUCCAGGACGCUGCUGGCGACGGGAGCCCGCAACUCGUGCGAGCUGGCCAUCUACAGCCUGCCCACGCUCGACCCCGUCUGCGUCGGCGAGGCGCACAAGGACUGGAUCCUGGACCUGUGCUGGCUGGACGACGAGUUCGUGGUGACGGGGUCACGUGACUCGCGGCUGGCGCUGUGGCGCGCGCCCGCCGCGCCCGCGCCGCGCCACGCAUACGUCGCGCCGCUAGCCACGCGCGACUGCAAGGCAGGUCAGAAAGUACGCGCGCUAACGUUCAACUCUCGUUGGCGGGAGAUCGCCGCGCUGACCCUCAACGGGUACAUACACGUGUUCAACGCAGAGACCUUCCGCCAGACGCUCUCCCGCAAGCUGCCCUCCUGCCAGGACCUCGUCUGUCUCGCCACGCAGCAAGAGACGGGCGUGUACGCGAUCGGAUGCAAGUCGUACACGCUGCUGCUGGACUGCCGCACGCUGCAGUCCGUGAAGAAGAUCACCUCGCGCUACAAUGGCUGCGGCAUCCGCUCCGCCAGCUUCCGUUCGCACAUGCUCACCAUCGGCACCGGGCUCGGUCUGCUCAUGUUCUACGACUUGAGGGCGGGUAAAUAUUUAGAAAGCAAUAUACAUUCAACGAAAACCGUCACACUGAGAGCUUCCAGAGGCUAUGUAUUCCCCGACGAGGAGGCGGACGGCUUCAACCAGGUGAAGUACGUGCCGGCCAUCUACACGCACUGCUACGACGACAGCGGCACGCGCAUCUUCACCGCCGGCGGCCCGCUGCCCGCGCCGCUCGUCGGCAACUACGCGGGGCUCUGGCAGUGACCCGGGGGACCGGCCUCCCCGCUUGAUAAAAUUAUUUAAAUAUUAUACUUAUAUCGUAUUGCAUCUCGCGGCUUUGCCCACAAACAGGCGACGACGAUCGACGGUUCACCGCCAAUAACUCCUGAAGGGGACAAAAUGCAUUAUUACUGUCACUUAUGGGGUAGAGCUCCUAAAUACCAGCUUGAACCCUUAAUAAAUUUGUAAUAAAUAAAAAAAUAAGUCUUAGGAGACAUUUUGCUACACUGUACGUGUUCUACCGCUUGUACAAUGGACUGUGCUCAGAGGACUUGUUCAAUAUGAUGCCCACGGUCACUUUCCACCACUGUACAUCUCGCCACCGACUAGGAGUUCACUCCAUAGCUUACAGUCAGAAUGAUAGCGUAGAGCGCGGUUUCAGAGAUACUUCUUCCCUGGAAUGCUCUUUUAAUCGAAUGACAAGAGACAACAGGAUGGGGUUCUUCAAAAAAGGGGAAUAGAGGUCAGUAACGCACGCGUAAUAACCCCUUGUAUUACAGGCGUUCAUAGGCUACAGUAACCGCU